AAUAGGUGAGUGGGCGGAACCACGCCUCCCCGAAGGCCCCAGAACACAGCUGGGAGCACAGCUCCCUGGAUGGCCAUGGAGCGUCCUGUGAGAGUGAGGACUUGGGUGGCGGAGAACCGGGCCUCCUUCCUGCCCCCGGUCUGCAACAAGCUCCUGCAUAAGGAGCAGCUCAAAGUCAUGUUCAUCGGGGGCCCCAACAUCAGAAAGGACUACCACAUCGAGGAGGGCGAGGAGGUGUUUUACCAGCUGGAGGGCGACAUGGUUCUCCAAGUCCUGGAGCAAGGGAAACACCGGGAUGUGGUCAUUCGGCAGGGAGAGAUAUUCCUCCUGCCCGCUAGGAUCCCCCACUCUCCGCAGAGGUUUGCCAACACUGUGGGUCUGGUGAUUGAGCGGAGGCGGCUGAAAACCGAGCUAGAUGGGCUCAGGUACUACAUGGGAGACACCACAGAUGUCCUGUUUGAGAAGUGGUUCUACUGCGAGGACCUCGGCACACAGCUGGCCCCCAUCAUUCAGGAGUUCUUCAGCUCUGAGCAGCACAGAACAGGAAAGCCCAACCCUGACCAGCUGCUCAAGGAAACGCCGUUCCCGCUGAGCACACGAUCCGUCACGGAGCCUAUGCCCCUGGAGGCCUGGUUGGAUAGCCACCGCAGGGAGCUACAGGGGGGCACACCCCUCAGUCUCUUUGGGGACACCUAUGAGACUCAGGUGAUCGUCUAUGGACAAGGCAGCAGCAAAAGCCCGAGACAGGAUGUGGACGUGUGGCUCUGGCAGCUGGAGGGCUCCUCCACGGUGACCGUGGGGGGACAGCACCUGAGCCUGACCCCUGAUGAAAGCCUCCUGGUGCCCAGCGGGACUGAGUAUGCCUGGGAGCGAGGGCAAGGCUCCGUGGCCCUGGCUGUGACCCAGGACCCUGCCCGCAAGAAGCCCCUGGGGUAAUUCUCUCAAGCAGCCACAGCGCCACCCCUGCCGAACAGCUACUUUCCCAGCCCCCGCUCCUUCCAGGUGCACUGCUGCUCAGUGACUCCGCGCCCCUGCCAGGCCCUGGACGUCCUCGUUGUCACCCAUUCUCCUCCCAUCCCCUGGCGCCAGGCUCCUGUGGGGCCAGUCACUCCCUCCUGUCCCCACAGGCUCAGUCCAGCACUUGUCUGCCCCCAAGAAGGCCCUCAAUAAAGGCUUCCUGGUGGA
This is a messenger RNA of Phyllostomus hastatus (greater spear-nosed bat), 1185 nucleotides long. RefSeq names its product 3-hydroxyanthranilate 3,4-dioxygenase (gene HAAO). Bases 70 to 936 code for a protein of 288 amino acids. Gene Ontology annotation, cellular component: cytoplasm. Gene Ontology annotation, molecular function: 3-hydroxyanthranilate 3,4-dioxygenase activity; iron ion binding. The transcript has 10 exons. Gene Ontology annotation, biological process: 'de novo' NAD+ biosynthetic process from L-tryptophan; quinolinate metabolic process. Lineage: Eukaryota; Metazoa; Chordata; Mammalia; Chiroptera; Phyllostomidae. The record is from RefSeq and is a predicted model, not a curated record.